Molecule: messenger RNA, 9014 nt
Organism: Scatophagus argus
Lineage: Eukaryota; Metazoa; Chordata; Actinopteri; Scatophagidae
Gene: nfat5b
Product: nuclear factor of activated T cells 5b
Exons: 13
Coding region: 459-4247 (1262 amino acids)
Biological process (GO): calcineurin-NFAT signaling cascade; regulation of transcription by RNA polymerase II; cytokine production
Cellular component (GO): transcription regulator complex
Molecular function (GO): transcription factor binding; DNA-binding transcription factor activity, RNA polymerase II-specific; RNA polymerase II cis-regulatory region sequence-specific DNA binding
Source: RefSeq, a predicted model, not a curated record
UGACAAUGUGAACAUAAUUUUAUUUUUGCCAUCACUUUAUGUUCAACAGUAUUUUUCCCAGUUCAAUAAUAUAACAACUACCUUGUGUAGCCUGGACUUUUCAGCUUAAGUAAGUUAUUCUGUUGCUUCAUUUCUGCUUGACAGGAUUCCACAUGACAAAACCACUAACCUGUUGAGCAAGUCGAAGUACAGAAAAGGGUCGGGGAGCACUGUAAACAAGACAGAGAGAGGGGGAGAGAGGUAGAUGGAGUGGAGGAGGGGGACAGAAGGGAGUUAAGUCAAUCACUCAGCCAAAAAACCAGUGCCACGCCCCAGGUGCCAGGGCUAGUAAGAGCAAGCAGCAGGAAUGUGAGGGAAAUGAAUGGGAGUGUAAGUCCUGCCAUUCACAUGAAUCGGUGUAUGACCUUCUUCUCAGAGAGCUACAGUUGCCUUCCUCUACUCAGCAGAGCCUAAAGGUCAUGAGUCAAAAGAGUGGCGGAGAGGCAGGGCCUCCCCCUUCAGCUGCUCUAGCAUCAGAUGCCAUGUCCUCUUCUAUGACUACGGAAGGCCACCGCAGUGCUUUUUCCACCUCUUCCAGCUCCGCCAUGCAUUCCAGCACUUCAGCCAGUGACCAGAACCAAGUUCACAGUUGCAAUGUUGACCCAGAGGACACCAGGAAUAGCAGAGCAGUACCAGAGGUUGUCGGAGCUGAAGGUGGGAAUGGUAACGGCGGCGGUAACUGCAGGGGGAGCAGUGAGCUAGGGGGAGGAAGGGGCGCAACGUCCCAGGAGGCCCAGCCACAUCACCAAAUGACCCCAUCUAAACGUCGCACCGUACUGAACAUCUCUCCACCACCACAAGAUCUGCUUGAUGACAGCCGUAUGUCCUGCCAGGAUGAAGCAUCCCUGGACUCAGAGCAGAGUAACAGCAUCUGGAUGGAUGACUCACUCUCCAACUUUAGUAUCAUGAGCACCGUCUCUUACAAUGACAACACAGAGGUGCCACGAAAGUCCCGCAAACGUACCCCUCGUCAGAGACCCGGUCCCAAGUCUGUACCUGCAGAGGAAGCCAGCAUGGACAUGUUUGAUGCAGACAGUGCCAAAGGUCCACACUUUGUCCUGUCACAGUUAGGCCCGGACAACAAGACUGGAUCAAAAGGAAGUUCUGAUGAUCUCCAGACAGCUAAACAGAAAGGAGGAACUCUUUUGAUGCAGUACCCACAGAAGAGCGAGGGAAAAGACCUGAAGAUCCUCGUCCAGCCUGAGACUCAGCACCGAGCCCGCUAUCUGACCGAAGGCAGCAGAGGGUCAGUGAAGGACCGAACUCAGCAGAGCUUUCCUACUGUAAAGCUGGAGGGAGUGAAUGAGCCGGUGGUUUUGCAGGUGUUUGUUGGCAACGAUACUGGGCGUGUGAAGCCUCAUGGAUUUUACCAGGCUUGCAGGGUGACUGGCCGCAACACCACAGCCUGCAAGGAGGUGGACAUUGAUGGCACGACUGUCAUUGAAGUGUCUCUUGAUCCAAGCACCAACAUGACCCUAGCGGUGGACUGUGUUGGGAUUCUGAAGCUCCGUAACGCUGACGUCGAGGCUCGCAUUGGCGUGGCCGGGUCGAAGAAGAAGAGCACACGAGCUCGGCUGGUGUUUCGGGUCAACAUCCCGCGCCCAGAUGGUUCAGUGCUCACACUACAGACACCCUCAUCUCCAAUCCUGUGCACUCAACCUGCAGGGGUGCCUGAAAUCUUGAAGAAGUCACUAAACAGUUGUUCAGUCAGAGGAGGAGAAGAGGUCUUUAUCAUUGGCAAAAAUUUUCUUAAGGACACCAAAGUCAUAUUUCAUGAGAAUGUUUCAGAUGAGAAAUCGUGGAAGGCAGAAGCUGAAAUUGACAUGGAGCUGUUUCAUCAGAAUCACUUGAUAGUGAGGGUUCCUCCAUACCAGAACCAAGCCAUCAUCUCUCCGGUUUGUGUGGGGAUCUAUGUGGUGACAAAUGCUGGAAGAUCCCAUGAAAUCCAGCCUUUUACCUAUACUCCAGAUUCAGCCAAAAAUGAUGUUUCUGUGAAGAAAGAGAUGCCAUCUCCAGUGAAGACUUGUUCAAUCGAUGAACAAAUUAAAGUUCUAGAUGGUGCCUUGAUGCCUUCGAUGUUGCCUUUAGUGAAGAGAGAAGACGUCACUCCAAUGGAGGUCACCAGCAACCUCCAGUCCUCUGGGGUAUUUAAGACUGGUGAUCUUUGUCCAGCCCAGCAGAAUGCAGAUAUAAGUGCAGGCCAUCUGAAUAAAAACAGACCAUUCUCCAGUAGCCUGUCACAGGCUGCGGGUGACCCUGACAAAGGCCAGCCUCCUGUUUUUUCCAACACAGAGCCCUUAAGCACUAUCCAGAAGCAAGACAUUGCAGCCACCAGCUCCUUCUCUGUCCCUGCUGACUCUCUGCUCCAGCAAGGCUCACAGCAGUUCCUACUGGAGCCCAGAGAAGGCCUCGGGCAGGAAAGGCCUGGCAGUGGAUCCGGAGCUGUGGGGAGGCUGUGUGGGGAACCUGCACCUCAACAGCAGCCACUGCCGCUGUUCCCCCCGGAUGAUGUCGCCCAGCUAGAGGAGGCAGUGAGGCAACUUAAAGCCAAAGGGUUCUGUAACUUGCCUCUUCAAACUGACAACUCAAUGGUCAAACAGCAGCAGCAACAUAUCCAGCACCAACAACAGAUCCAGAACCAGCAAAUUGAACAGCGACAGCAGCAACAGCAACAAAUUCAGCAACAGCAGCUUCAACAGCAGCACGUUUUGGAGAACUUACAGCAGCGGCUGUUUCAGUCACAGAUUCAGAUGCAGUGUGGCAUGUUUCAGGAUGCCUCUCAGAGCAAGAAUGCAGAACAGCAGGGCUCAACACAAGGAGUGGUGCCAAACCAGGGGACGCUUUUCCAACAGGCCCAACAGCAGCAGCAGCAGCAGCAACAGCAACAGCAGCAACAAGCAGCUCUCUUUCAGCAGGCAAGUGACCUGCUCUCUAUUCAGACAAACUUCCUCCAGCAGACACCUUCACAUCCCUCACCGCCCAUGUUCCACAACCCCAGUUCUUUGGCCGAACCACAAGAUUCACAGGGGGGCCUGUUUCAGAAGGCCUCUCAGGAGCAGGUCCAGGCUGCUCUCUUUCAGAACACCAUGACAGUACUACAGUCUCCAGACCAACAGCCCUCAACCCCCGGCCUUUUCCUCCCUCAAACGUCCCUGCCCUCUCAGCUUACAACCGGUAGUGCUCAACAGCAGCAGCAACAGCAGCAACAGCACCAGCAGUUGGCCUUUCUCAGCGCUCUACAAACUCCUGCCCCUGAACCACAAUCAGUAUUUCAGGCUCAGACCCAGCUCUCUCCCAUCCAGCAGAGAAGCCCCAUGGAGCAACAGCAGCCCACCCAGCCUCAGCCCCACACACAGCCAACCCAACAGGCUUCCCUGUUUCAGAACAUCCCCCCACACCCAUCUGCAAACACACUCUCUCCAGGCCAGCAGCAGCAACAGCAGGCUGGCCUGCUGUUCUGCAACAACCCCCUGCCCACUCCAGACCAGGCCUCCAGCCUUCUGUUCAGCAGCCAGGGCCAGAUGCCACCACUGACCAGCAGCAGUCUAGUUUCCCAAGAGCCCCCAAACCCCUCUAUGCUCUUUUCCCAAGCCAGCAUGGUGACAGUAAACCAGCAGGAUCGCUCUGAGCCCAUGGCCUUAGGAAACCCCACUGAUCCACGACAGCAAGUCAUGUUUCAGGAGCAACAGCCGAUGCAGCUGGGCAGUGCCUCAGACAACAGACGGGAGCAGGCUGUGGGCCUCUUUAUGCCUCAGUCUAACAUGGCUUCGCUGCAAGGGGGACUGGCUCCUCAAGAUCUCGCACAGUCAGCCAUGUUCGCCUCCCAGAACGGUGUGGCAAACCUCCAGACGACCACCUCCUCCCCCGUUCAACAGCCAGGGACUUUGUUUCAGAGUGCUGUGAGUGGGAGCAUCAAUCAGUCUAGCCAGCCUCAACAACCUGGACUCUUCCUUUUUGGUAUUCAGAAUGAAUGCAGCCAGUUGCUGAACGCUCCUGGAAACACGGUGUCGGAUCAGAUUAUAGCCAUCAGCCAGUCUGGUCAGAACCAAAGAGAGAGUGACGCACACAUCCAGUCUCUGCUCAGUCAGUCCCUGUCUCAGUCUGGGCCUGUGCAGAACAACAUGGCUGCCUCUCAGAACAUGGAGAAGAUUGACGAUCUGCUGGUCAGCCUGCAGGAGUCGGGCAGCAACUUAACUCGUUCAUACUAACCUUCAUACAGGUUGAUAGAUUUAUCUUUUCGUUUGUACUGAUAAUAUCUGGAAUAAUUGUAAAAAUGUAGAUGGAAUAGUUAAUAUGCUAUCUGUUGAUAAGCACUUGCAGUAAUAAAUUUGUGAAUUAGCACUACAUUAUGAAGUUUGAAACAAACUGAACGUUAUUAUGUGCUAAAAUCUGAUCACCAAAUACUUUUGUGCCAUACUAAUGUAUUAUUUGGUCUUCUUCUGCAUUUUUUGGGAAAGAACAGUGAAGCUUAACAUUGUGAAGUGUGACUGGCCUUGCCGAGCCAGUCUGUUCCCCUGAAGACGGUCCUUAUAAUUAACUCUCCUGAGUGGCAUGGAAUUACUAUGAAGAACAAAUAGGACAAAUUAAUAUCCAGACAGUGAACUAAGAUUAUGGUUUGGAGUUUCUUUGCUGAAUGGGCUGAGGAGGAAUAGAAAUGUACUCUAAACGAGAACAGACAAAUUAUCAUUGGCCCUUUUCAUCAUCUCUUCCACCGAAAGUGCAGAAGUGUCUUUGCCUUGUUAUUCAUUUGACUUGUGUUUUAUAUAUGUCUCUAGGUAUAAUGUCAGUGAUGUUAUCAGCAGCAUCUUUGAGUUAUCAUGCUGUUUUCUAAAGUGUUCUCCAAAGUGUUUAGUGGUUUCCAUGAAUAGUGUUCCCUUUAAUACUUUUUUAGUUGCAUAGAGUUUGCGGUACAGCAGGAAGUUUUGGACAGGUUGUGGUAUGUAUGGAUGAAUACACCAUCGGUGUUGAAGGUGGCCACUGUUGACGUGGUUUGUGCACGGCAGAAAGCACAUUGAAAGAAGGUUAGAGAAGUAGAUAGGAGGCGGAGAAACAAGAGGAGGUGGGGAAAUGAAAAGAAACGUUUUGUCUGAUGUGUAGUCACAAAGAAGUGUCUAUCACAUAUGUGGGAGCUUAUUAUUUCAGUGUUUUAGCAGCUAGCUUGCAGCAGAUGACAUAAAUUCACUCUGGCUGUCUCUUAUAGACCAUAAGUGACUCAUUCAUGAUCAUUAAUGUCAUUGAUUGUAUAAUGUAAAAAGAAACUUUUCUCAGUAGGUGCACAUCUGAACUAAAUGUCGCUAUUUACGAAAGGCCCGACUAAAUUAGAUGUAGUCUUGUCUAGACCUGAUUGGGUUGUAGUUCAUCCAGCAGCUGUGCAGUGAAGAUCUGAAACAUAGCUUUCAGCGUUAGAUAACAUCUCCACCACAGUGUGCGGAUAGCAGGUAUAGAAAACAUGUUCAGGCUAACAUUUAGUCUGGAUUCAUCAAAAACCAAACUGUGUCAGUUUGCUGCUUUUUAGAACAGAUUCUCUUUUUAUUUACAGAGAGAUUAAUCUUUUAGAAAUCAUACAAAUAUUGGCUGAGACUUUUUUUUUAACAUAUUCAGCAUAUCACGAUGCUGUUCUCUGUGACCACUUUACCCAUUGAGUGUACGGUAAAAACCCACGCGAUGUCAGCUCUUCCUCAUUGUUUUCAGUGAAGAAGAUACUUUUUUACAUGCACACAGAUCGGGAAUUAUUGUCGUAGUGGAGCGGACUCACAAAAAUAUCUCUCCUUUAAGCCAGCAUCAUUAAAUUUAUGAUGCAGUCAAUUAGUGCAGACCACCUUUUAUGAAUUUAGAUUUAUGGCCUGCAUUUGUAAUAUAAAAGUACAUCUCAUUGCCAGCCAUGUUACAACAAUCAUGACAACUAUCCCAAAACCAAAGCCAUUAUUUAUUGUUGAAAACCAGCUUACACAUCUUGACAAAUGAGGAGGAAUGUGGAUCAGUGCAUUUUUAUUCGAAUAAUGUAAUUUCAGUUGAAACAUAACUCUUAUUUAAAUACAUCUAUAGUAGAGAGAUUCGAAUGUAUAUAGUAUAUUAUUAUUUUUGGUUAGCGUUAGAGGGUUAGAUUAUUACGUGCUUUAGUGUGAUUUUGAUGACAUCAUUCUGCGUCAGGCACGCAUGAACUGGAAUAGUAUUCUUCUACCAGCUAGAAAAGAGCCUUUUCUCUUUCUUUCUUUCUUUCUUUCUUUCUUUCUUUGUUUUUUUUUUACCAGUUUUAUUAAUGUGAUGGAUUCAGUGAAUGUUGAGGAGAAACAGUAGUUUGUUGACUACAGCUCUACGUUGUACAUGUCAUCCAGGUUAAAGUAUUAACAUGCAGGAAUGGAGCCCAUUUUACAUGUUUUCUCGUGAAUAAGGAGCUCGAAAGACUUGAUGUCUUCGUGUGCCACUGGCCAGUGGCCUCAGGGCCAAAGUUUGACUCAAAUCUUGCUUUGCAUUAAUCCUGAUGACAGGCCAGUUUUAUGGCUCGUGAGGUUUUAUGCUCUUUUUUUCCUGACUUGCAAGUUAUCAUUAACAAGUUAUUUUUUGCCUCCAUCAUUAUUGGGCACGAUGUCCUGCUGCCACACUUUUCUUUCUGUUUGUUUGUUGUGUUAUUUUGGAAGAAAAAAAAAAAACAUGUUUGUGUCACGUUUAGUGUCAUUGUAAGUGUAUGCGUGAACAAGGGGCUGGUCUCUCUCAUGAUGACAGGAUUAGCUCAGUUUUAUGCCUCAGUCGUUGUCUUGUUUUCUGUGUACAGUUUGUUGAGACACACAUGCACGCCGUUACAUUUUAUACACUUUAAAAUCAGAAACAGCUGUUGUUUUAUGAUGGAGAUUUUGUAAACUUGACUGAUGUGAUAUGUGGAAUUAUGGCAUGUCAGUUUGAACAGUUUGAGUGGUUUUUAAAGGGACCCUACUCCUGAAGGAAACCUGACUUUGGAGAAAAGAUCUGUGAUUGGCUUUCUUCAGCUUGUGAAAUAGAAGAACUAAGAUUUCCAGUGUUGAGUAUUUAUGAUUUUACUUGUUUUUGUUUUUUUGUUUUUUAUUUUACAAAGUUUUUUUGUUUGUUUUUUUUUUAUUGGUCUAGUACCUGUGCCUCUUUUCGGAGAGGCUUCUCUAAUUUAUUCGUUUGUUGGUUAUUAUCUAAAUUGUUUCCCGUGAUCAUAAUUGUGUUCAGAUAUUAAUUGUAAUGACAGCUAUGUGAUUUGGACCCUACACCUGCUGAUGUUGUAACUGGCACCUUGUGAUGACAAAUGUGAUAGUACAGUGAUUUCUACUCUGAUAAUACACACCUUAAUGUACAUAUCAUGUGUUGUUAAAGGCAUAUAGAAGGACCUCUGGCCCUGUAGUCCUUUUUGACCAAAUAGCUUGGCAAAGCAGGGCAAAAAUGGCUUCAAACCAUUUUUACUAACAAAAUCAAAAAAUAUUUUAAACUGGACCAACAAAUUUCAGUAUUUUUUACUAUGAAUGUGAUUAUACAGCAUGGCUGUAAAUGUCUCAGAUGCAGAAUGUCCUUUUAUACACAUGCUGGGGAGGUAAUUACUUUUUUGAAAUUACAGUUUCUUCAGCUGUGUAUUUACAAUGUAACUGGAGAUCAGAAAUAUGUAAAAGAGUGACUCAUUAUACAGUCAGUACUAGUUGUAUGGAAAAGAGAGGUCGGGGUCGUUGAUUAAAAAAAAAGUUCUCAUAUUUCCUUAAGACACUACAGACUCUGGACUGUCUCUGUUUCUUGCAAUAGAACAGUUAAUUUGAUACCAUCAAACUGAGUCUAUGACAGGUGUUUGAACGGUUGAAUCUUUCUAAAAUGUCUCUUCAGACAUUAGUAGGUAUUGUACAUGUGCUUGAGGAGAUGUUGUAGUAGCAACAGGAUUGUUGUUUUACCAUUGUUGCCUGUUUUAUACCCCGCUGGUUCUGCCGGUGACGAUUAGUCCUUAGUAAUUACAAUGUUUUAAGCCAUAUGACUUUAAAUGUACUUUAAAUGCUCAACAACAGUGACCCGAUAGGUGUGGUUGUGGUUGAUACAUGUGUUGUGCAAUUUCUGUCGUGCAUCUAACUUGUUUGUACUGAAGUAUCCAUCGCAUUUAUGUUAUACAACGUAGAUGCAGGCAAAUUUUUCUCUGAAACUGCUAUGCAGCUAAUAUACUGUAAAUGUAGAACUGUUAGUUUUUGAAUAUAUAUUUUUCUAAAUAGCCUCUCCAAAGUAGAAAACCAAAGUAGAUGUUCUUUCUAUUAUUUAUGUCGCUUUUUGAAAUAUUUUCUGAUGCUUUCAGUGGCACCUGGAACCAAUUUUUAAAUCUUUUAGUCAGCUGAAAUGCAAAUUUCUCAACAAUCAUCUCAGACAUGGGAGGAGGGUGGGGGUGUGGAGGUGUAAGACAAUGUUCACUAAUUGUUUGCCAGUCUUCUUUAUUCCCUUCUUGUUUGCAGAAUUUAAGUGGAGUUUUGCGUGGUGUCCAGGCUUACUGUUUAUCAGUGCAGUGGUUCCUAAUCUUUCUGGUUUCUGUCACAGCCUCUGAAUUACCAGGAUGUCAUGUCGUUCUCACAUAUCUACAUAUUCAGAUCUCUAGAUGUCUAUGAAUGCUAGAUUUGGUUUAUCCUGUAAUUUAGGAACAAUGUGAAUUAUAAAUUCUGCAGAACUUUUUUGCACAAUGUAAUUGUUGAGCCUGGUGUUACUAUUUUCCAUGAAUGAUUUGCUUUCUCCACACUUCGGUAAUGUCCUUAAAGUCUCAUCACUCCAAACACAAGUGAACCACUGUCCUUGUCAACACACAGAAGAUUUUGGGUCCUUGGGUUAAAUUUUGCCUUUUUUGUUUCUAACCAUGUGAACAACUGUCAAAUAAUCACCCUUGGGUGGGGGGUGGGGGGUUUACUAUAUAUAUUUGGCUUUUGUUGGGAUGUUUUUAUUCUCUUGCGAUUAAAUUUCUGUAACUUGCUGCUAUCUCUAUUAAACAUAUAUACUUAAAA